Messenger RNA from Closterium sp. NIES-67, 429 nucleotides. The record is from the annotation of a GenBank genome assembly. NCBI's taxonomy places the organism in Eukaryota, Viridiplantae, Streptophyta, Zygnematophyceae, Desmidiales, Closteriaceae.
ACCUUUUGUACGGAUGAAGAUCAGCAAACAGAAACAGGCAGGACUGCUACAGCCUCUUCCUGUCCCAGAACAGCCAUGGCAAGUGGUUAGCCUAGAUUUCAUAACCGGGUUACCAACUACCACAAGCGGUCAUGACGCAAUCCUCGUCGUCAUCGACAAAUUCUCCAAAAUGGGACACUUCAUCCCGACACACAUGAUAGCACGCACCGAAGAGACAGCACAACUAUUCAUUCGCUACAUCAUCUCACAACAUGGCAUUCCAACCACACUCAUCUCCGACCGAGACCCCAAGUUCACCAGCAAGUUUUGGAAGGAACUGAUGCUCUGUUCGGGACCAAACUCGCCAUGUCAUCCGCCUACCAUCCGCGGACAGAUGGACAGACCGAGCGCCUCAACCAAAUUGUAGAGCAGCUCCUCCGCGCAGCAUGC